Molecule: messenger RNA, 1943 nt
Organism: Dermatophagoides farinae (American house dust mite)
Lineage: Eukaryota; Metazoa; Arthropoda; Arachnida; Sarcoptiformes; Pyroglyphidae
Product: rab proteins geranylgeranyltransferase component A 2
Biological process (GO): vesicle-mediated transport; small GTPase-mediated signal transduction; protein geranylgeranylation
Cellular component (GO): nucleus; cytoplasm; Rab-protein geranylgeranyltransferase complex
Molecular function (GO): GDP-dissociation inhibitor activity
Source: RefSeq, a predicted model, not a curated record
UCUAUCAUCAUCAUCGUCAUAAUAAUCAUCAUCAUAUAAUUGUUUAUUAUACUAAGAAAAGAAAAAUGAAUAAUCAAGAUGGAUUCGAUAAACACUAUGAUGUCAUUUUGACUGGCACGGAUUUUAUAUCAUCAUUGUUAUCAGCUGCGUUCGCCCGAAUCGGUAAAAAAGUUCUACAUCUUGAUUGUGAAAAACAUUAUGGCAAAGAAUGGCGUUCAAUGAAAUUUACCGAUCUUUUACUUUGGAUGAUCAAAUGUCGAACAUCGCAAUCGUUGGAGCAUCGUAAAGAUGAUGAAACGGUGUUAUCAUCUACCAAGGAACAUUUUUUCAUGCCGGUGAACCGACCGUAUCCAUUUUCGAAUGUCGAAAUUGAUUUUUGUUUUCUCAACAAUCCAGUUCAAUAUCAGAAAUUUUUCGAACAUUUAUUCAAAACAAAAUGUACAGCAGAAUUUUUGGAUGAAUUUAUCAAUGAUUGUGUGCAAAAACUUGAAACUGUCCAAACAUAUGAUGAAGCCGUCGAAUUAUUGGAACGAUUCAAAGAUGGCCACCCCUUAAUAAAUCGACUGGAUAAUAUGUUUAUUUUUGAUCUUUGUCCACGGUUUCUAUUUGCGAAUGAAAAACUUGUCAAAAUAUUGAUCGAUUCAACCGUUACCCGGUAUAUUGAAUUUAAAAAAAUAUCACGAUUAUUGACAGCAAUGAUGAUGCCCGAAACUAACGAUUGUGAUGGUGACGAUGAUUCAAACAUGAAAAUUGUCGAAGUGCCAUGUACAAGAAGCGAUAUAUUCAUGUCGAACAUAAUCUCGCCCAUCGAAAAACGAUAUCUGAUGUCGUUUCUGGAAAAAUGUUAUCGUCUUGAAAGACAUGGCGAUUGGUAUCGAGAAUUUUCCAACAAACCAUUCACUGAAUUUCUUCAAUCACAAGCGUUAACGAAUAAAUUACAGGAAUUUAUCAUCAACACGUUGCUUAUGAAAUCCCAGCCAAUUCAAACUGAAUCAGCAUUGAACAAGAUCAAUUUCUUUCUCCGAUCAUUUGGACGUUUUUGUGAUCGACCAUUCUUAUUUCCAUUGUAUGGUUCGGAUGAUAUAAUCCAAGCAUUUUGUCGUUAUGGAGCUGUUUGGGGUGGUCUUUAUUGUCUUGGAGUUUCGAUUCACGGCAUCAAUAUUGAUAAAACCGAUGAUUCUAGGCAACUUUGCAAAUCUAUAAUGGUUAAUCGAUCUCUAGUUGAAUGUGAUAAUUUAAUCACUGAUUAUCGAUUCGAUGGAGGAAUACAACCACCAUGCAAAGAGCUUCCACAGAGAAUGUUGGCACGUGCAAUCAUAUUGAAUACAAAAUCAAUCAAAGCUAUCGAUCCUGAUAAUGAUGUUGGAGAUUUGAGCUUCAUUCAUUUGCCACCCAAAUUUACCGGUCUUGACCAUUCAGUGUAUUGUUUCGAAACCGAUUAUUCUAGCCGUGUAUGUCCUCGACAUUUUUAUCUGCAAUAUUUUUGGUGUGAGUCUUCCAUCACCGAUCGAACCGCUAAACAAAUGCUUGAACCAGUGGUUGAAAAGCUUCUCCGAUUAGAUGGAUUAGAAUCAUCCCAGACCAGUGAUCUGCCAUUUGAAUUACAGAAAAGAAUACUUUUGUCUGUUUAUUAUAAUUAUUAUCAUUACGAUUUGGACACCAAAGACAUGCCAUCCAAUAUCAAACUGAUAUCAAUGCCUAUCAACGAAUUCAAUUACGAGAAUGCAGUUUUAGAAGCCGAACGAAUCUUCCACCAACUAUUUCCAAAUGAGCAAUUCUUUCCAAUUACUGAACAACCCGAUAAACAGCAACAACAACAACAACUCGACGACGAAGAUGAUGAUCUCGUCAAUGAUCCACUUGAAUCUUGAAUGUAAUAUUUUCUUCAAACAAAACCAAAAAAAUAUCAUUAUCAAUUAUCAAUUAAAUCAAUUAAUUUUUAA